AAACCCUACCAGGAAGAUCCACAGCGCGGGGGAGGGGGCGGGGGCGAUGGCGAGGGCGCCAGUAUAGAUCCGCCCGGCUCGAGCGCCUAGCGAUUUCCUGGGGUAUGUAGGCUCGCAGGGAUUUGGGAGUGGCCGGGGCGCGCGAUGACCUUGGCGGAGUCAUCGCGGCCGUCAUGGCCGAAUCACUCCAUGGAUUUGGGGAAAGAUAUGGAGAGAAUGGCGGUGGUGGAUCAAAAGGCAGCUCAAGAGAGUCUUUACCAGUAUUGCAAGCCGGUGGAGCUCUACAACAUCAUCCAGCGCCGAGCUAUCGUCCAGCCUAUCUUUCUCCAGCGCUCCCUGAGCUACAAGAUUCAAGCGAGACGCGAGAGACGCUGUAGGCCACUUGGAAGGGUGAUAUUUCAUUACCUAUACUACUUCAACAGGCUUCGCAAAAUUGAAGCGACGGAGAAUUUUUCGUGCCCUUUUUGCCUGGCUUGCUGCUGGACUUUCAAGGGUUUGCGUUGUCACUUGGACUCGUCGCAUGAUCGUUUCAAUUUUGAAUACUCGGCUACGGGGGAUAUCCAGGCCGUUAUUGUUACUUGUAAGAGCGCUAUCUACGGAUUCGAGAGUAUUGACAGUGACAUUGAAGUCUUGAGUGAUCCUAGACUAAAGAGUUUUUACUAUUGCUCUCAUGUUAGUUCCGUUAAAAGACAGAGGUUGAAGUCUUAUCGGCUCACUCAAACAGAACUCCGGACCAAUGGUCACCUGGAAAACGGCAAAACUUUUCUGGUGCGUAAAGGCUACGAGCAUUCUACUGGCAGUUUCAAGGAUUCAACAUGCACGACCGCUUUUGGAGCUGUGUUGCACUCGAACGGUCAUGGGGGCAACCAGCUCUUCAAGCAAGUACCAAUCUACUUGGCCGACGGUUCCUCUCAAAGGUUGGAGUCGCAGCUGAGAAAGAAGUCCGACGACACAGCGCACAAUGCAGAGGAAACUCGCUCGGUGGCGAGUACAUCAGAGAAGGAGUUGGACGCGAGGCAGGAGUUUUUGAGAACUAUCUCCUUGUCGGACAGGCGUUUUUCUCUUCCUCCGCCAAAGAAGCAGCGCGGGGAAAAGACUGGAGAAGUUUUCAAAGGUGUCCCUCCAGCUUCUGCAGCGAGCGGAAGUUUAAUCCGCGCGGGUGCAUCCCGCGAUGGUUUGGCCUUGCUUCCUCCGAAGAAGCUCGUGAGAUCCUCUGGCCCGCGGGUGGAGAAAAGCCGCAAGGUCACGAGUGAGCGCGCUGAAGCACGAAAUCGAGCUCUACUUCUGAAGCGUCAGUUCUUUCAUGCGCACACCGGUCAGCCCAUGGCAAGCGAGCAGCUAUUGUCUGACAAGGACAGCGAAGACGAGCUCGAUGAUGCAAUUGCGAGUCUGGAAGAUUGUCGGAUGCUGGACGAUUUUGUCGACGUGACCAAGGAUGAGAAGGAUGUUAUGCACCGCUGGAACGAUUUUGUUCGUAGACAAAGAGUUAUAGCCGAUGGUCAUUGUCCGUGGGCGUGUCAGGCUUUCGUAAAGCUCCAUGCGGAAGAGUUUCGCAAAUCUCCUUCUCUGCGCAGGUGCUUCAUGUUCCUACUUGUCAAGUUCUGGAACAACCAUUUGAUCGAUGGGCAGGUCAUGAAUGACUGUCUAUCUACAAUUGACGUGUUGGGGCAUUAAACUUCCCUGACGAAAGAAAGAAGAAGAGGGAGAAAUUCAUUUAAUUACAAGCUUCCAAAAUGUUACUGGCG
This is a messenger RNA of Selaginella moellendorffii, 1745 nucleotides long. RefSeq names its product polycomb group protein EMBRYONIC FLOWER 2-like. Gene Ontology annotation, molecular function: chromatin DNA binding. Bases 145 to 1674 code for a protein of 509 amino acids. The transcript has 13 exons. Gene Ontology annotation, cellular component: nucleus. The record is from RefSeq and is a predicted model, not a curated record. NCBI's taxonomy places the organism in Eukaryota, Viridiplantae, Streptophyta, Lycopodiopsida, Selaginellales, Selaginellaceae.